AACCUGCAUUAGUCUUACAAAAACACACACUACACAAGCUUCAGAGAAACCUGAGCACGACUACAGGGCAGCAUGUCUAACAUUGCAAAAGUUCUUUCUAGGAGGCAGGACAGAGGAGAAGGAGUGGGAACAAAUGAGAAGGCGAUUCCCUACAACAAGCAGGACUACCAGAGCCUGAAGCAGGAGUGUCUGGCGAAAGGAACCCUGUUCCAAGACCCGACCUUCCCUGCUGAAUCCGACUCUCUGGGAUACAAUGAACUUGGACGGUACUCGUCCAAGACCAAAGGAGUGCAGUGGAAGAGACCUAAGGAACUCUGUUCAAAUCCUGAGUUCAUUGUGGAUGGAGCUAAGCGGACAGACAUCUGCCAAGGAGAAUUAGGUGACUGUUGGUUGCUGGCGGCUAUUGCGUCUUUGACUCUGGAUAAUGAGAUUCUGGAACGUGUAGUUCCACCUGGACAGAGUUUUACAGAGGACUAUGCCGGCAUCUUUCACUUUCAGUUCUGGCAGUAUGGUCAAUGGGUGGAUGUUGUCAUUGAUGACCGGCUGCCUUCCAGAAAUGGAAAGCUGCUGUUUGUUCAUUCAGCCGAGGGCUCUGAGUUCUGGAGUGCUCUGAUAGAAAAGGCCUAUGCCAAGUUAAAUGGCUCAUAUGAAGCUCUUUCGGGAGGUUCGACCACUGAGGGUUUUGAGGACUUCACAGGAGGCAUCGCUGAGAGCUAUGAGCUGAACAAAGCUCCUCCACACCUGUUUAAGCUCAUGCAGAAAGCACUGACGCUGGGAUCAUUACUGGGCUGCUCCAUUGAUAUUACCAGUUCAUAUGAGACGGAGGCGGUGACGAGUCUGAAGCUGGUAAAGGGUCAUGCCUACUCCGUCACGGGCGCAGAGGAGGUUCAUUCCUCUGGCCGUCAGGUUCAGCUGGUGCGUAUCAGGAACCCGUGGGGUCAGGUGGAGUGGACGGGCCCUUGGAGUGACAAUUCAAAAGAGUGGAACAGUGUCCCACCAGAGGAGAAAGAUAAACUGGAUUAUUCAGCUGAAGAUGGAGAGUUCUGGAUGGCGUAUUCAGACUUCAUACAGCAAUUCUCAAAAUUGGAGGUCUGUAAUCUAACUCCAGACACUCUUUCAAGCGAAGAUGUGAGCCGCUGGAACUACAGCCAGUUUGAAGGCAACUGGAGGGUGGGAUCCACUGCAGGGGGAUGCUGGAACAACCAAGCUACUUUCUGCUCCAACCCUCAAUUUGUGAUCAAGCUGGAGGAAGAAGAUGAUGAUCCUCUUGAUGGAGAGGUCGGCUGCACGAUCCUAGUGGGUCUGAUGCAGAAAGAUAGUCGUAAAGACAGGCGGCUUGGACGAGACCUCAACUCCAUUGGCUUCGCUAUCUAUAAGGUUCCAAAUGAGUUCAGGGGUCGCAAUAACAUUCAUCUCGGUCCUGAUGUAUUGCUGCGUAAGCAACCCAUUACAGGGAGCAACACCUUCAUCAACCUGCGAGAGGUGAGCGAUCGUUUCAAACUGCCUCCGGGUGAAUACGUCAUCAUCCCCUCCACUUUUGAGCCGCAUCGCAAGGGAAGCUUCGUACUGCGCGUGUUCACAGAGAAAGAGGCUGCUGUCAGCCCGAUGGAUAGGGAGAUCACUGCAGAUGUGAAAAAGCAAUACAUAUCCGAGAGUGAUGUGGACCCACAUUUCAAACAGCUUUUCAAUCAGGUUGCUGGAAAUGACUCGGAGGUGUCUGUGUUUGAACUAAAGCAGAUCCUGGACAGUGCUACCUCGAAACAAAUGGAUGUGAAGACUGAUGGAUUUAGUAUGGAGACCUGUCGCCACAUUAUCAGUCUGUUAGAUAGAGACGGCAACGGUAAACUCGGCCUUGUGGAGUUUCACAUACUGUGGAUAAAGAUCCAGAAAUAUUUGGAGGUUUUUAAGAAGUAUGAUUCAGACAACUCAGGCACUAUGAGUUCCCAUGAGAUGAGAGAUGCUGUGAAAGAAGCCGGAUUCCAGCUGAACAAUGACAUACUUCAAGUGAUAAUCUCACGUUAUGCCAAUCAGCAGUACGCCAUUGACUUUGACUGCUUCGUUGGCUGCCUGAUUCGCCUGGAAAUGCUCUUCAAAAUAUUUAAAACAUUUGAUAAGAAGAGCAGCGGGAAAAUCGAGCUGGAUAUCCUUCAGUGGCUUUGCUUGGCCCUCAGUUGAAAGUCCACUUACGUUGCACCAGAUUGCUCCAGAAUUGCUCUAGAAGUCCAUUCAUUAAACUGAAGAGGAUGCAGCAGACCUGGAACACCCAAGAGUAAAAUCAGAGUAAAACCAACCAAAGAAGCCUAUC
Molecule: messenger RNA, 2305 nt
Organism: Carassius gibelio (silver crucian carp)
Lineage: Eukaryota; Metazoa; Chordata; Actinopteri; Cypriniformes; Cyprinidae
Gene: capn8
Product: calpain 8
Exons: 21
Coding region: 73-2175 (700 amino acids)
Biological process (GO): proteolysis
Cellular component (GO): cytoplasm
Molecular function (GO): calcium ion binding; calcium-dependent cysteine-type endopeptidase activity
Source: RefSeq, a predicted model, not a curated record